Phyllotreta striolata is the source of this 1136-nucleotide messenger RNA. The record is from the annotation of a GenBank genome assembly. Lineage: Eukaryota; Metazoa; Arthropoda; Insecta; Coleoptera; Chrysomelidae.
GUCAAAGUCAACCCAAACCUGAAAUGGAUGUUCGAAGGUCGACCUCAAAUUUGAGCAGUGAUAAUUUGAAUAACUUUUGUGUUUUUAUAAUUACUUAUAGCAAAUAUAGAAAUUUCACGCAUCGCUUUUGGUAGGAAAGCAGUUUUUUUCCACUCUCCGCAAUUGAUUUUCCCGCAAGCGAGGUGACUCAUAGCGUUGAAGGAAAGUUAGUGUUGCACACGUGAGAACGUUUUUUGAGGUUCAUUUAGAAAUAGAAUUCGCAAUAUGGCAUCUUGGGACGACGAGAAUUUCGAGCCGGUUUCUCGAGCAUCUGCCCCAGUGGUAGUACCUAAUAAGUGGGAGGGCGAGGAUGAAGACGACGAUGUUAAAGAAAGUUGGGAGGACGAAGACGAAGAGAAGAAAGAGGAGGCUAAAUCCGAAGUUGAAGUUAAGAAGCCCAAAAAGAAGAAUUUAGCGGAAAAGUUAGCUGAAAAAGAGAGGUUGAAAAAGGAAGAACUGGAGAGGAAGCGCAAGGAAGAAGUCGAGGAAGAAAUUUCGCCCGAGGAGAGGCUUCGCUUGCAAAAGGAAUCCGAUCUACAAAUAGCAUUGGCCACGACAUUCGGCGAUAGCAAAACUAAUAAAGAUGGCGGCAUUCUUUUUAGCGAUCUUUCUCUACCUAACACUAAAGAAGAUUUUGACGUGUUCGCUGAGGAAUUAUCGAGGAAAUUAGUUGGGCUAUCCAAAAACGUAGAAUACCCGAAUUUCGUUGAAAACUUAUCGAGAAGUCUAUGUGCCACAAUGUCUUCUUUGGAUAUUAAGAAAGUAAAAAAUUCGUUAGAUAAUUUAUUUUUGGAAAAGCAGAAAAUCGAAAAGGGAGAUAAGUCGAAAAAGAACAAGGGCAAAGGCAAGGCGAAAUUGCACGUUGAAGGAGAUAACCAACUUUCACAACUCUCUGCUUAUGUUAAUGAUUUCGACGAAUACGACGACUUUAUGUAGCAACAGAAACUUCGGAUAUUGGAUUAUUGUAUUUUAAUAUUUUUAUCUAAGUUAUUCAAAUUGUUAAAAUAAAUUUCUAAUUGAGAAAUGUAUUAAAUCAAACAUGCAAUAUAUUUCCAAUUAGAUACGGUCUGUAUUUUUCAAUAUAAAAACCUGGAAUA